Molecule: messenger RNA, 1255 nt
Organism: Pollicipes pollicipes
Lineage: Eukaryota; Metazoa; Arthropoda; Thecostraca; Pollicipedomorpha; Pollicipedidae
Product: titin
Exons: 6
Coding region: 182-1255 (357 amino acids)
Source: RefSeq, a predicted model, not a curated record
AGCGGGAGGCGAGUGGCCGGCCGGGAGGCGGCACUUGGUGCGGUGCGAGUGGCGGUGCCGGGUCGGUGCAGGACGCUGAGCGGGCCGUUCGCGAUUCGGUCUCGGCUGGAGAUCUCUGGAGCCUACCACCCACCAAGUGGACCAACACUUCCAGCAGCAGUCGUCUGGGCAACAGCGAACCAUGCCGGUCGGCGGUGGAGCGUCUCCGCCUGUUUUCGAACAGAUCUUCCAAAAUGCCCGCUUCGCUCAGGGCGGCAACGCUCUGUUCGAGGGCAAGGUGCGCGGUAACCCAAAGCCCAACAUAUCAUGGACACGCCAGGGUCGCCCCAUUCAAGCGUCCUUCAAGUACCAGCUGAAACACAACCAGCUGACGGGUGACGUCAGCCUGCUGAUCAACCGCAUCGGGCCGGGCGACGAGGGCGAGUACACCUGCAUGGCCACCAACCAGUACGGCGAGGCCGUCUGCACCGUCUACAUCCAGCCGGAGGCGGCAUUCCUGCAGCAGCAGCAGCAGCAGGGACAGGUGCAGCAGCAGCAGGGACAGGUGCAGCUGCAGCAGCAGGGACAGCUGCAGCGGCAGCUGCCGGGUGGCCAGCACCGCAUGAUGGGCCAGCAGCACAGCAUGCAGAUGCGCCAGGAAACCACCUCGAUGACGGACGCCUCGGGGCACACCACCACCACCACCAAGACGGACCGCCAGUACAAAACCACGCCGUUCGGAGCUGUGGAGGAGUUCCGCGUGGACACGUUCGAGUACCGUCUGAUCCGCGAGUCGGAGUUCCGCGAGGCGCUGACCCGGCGCGACCGCGGCGAGACGGACGUGGUGACGCAGACCGAGGUCCGCCGGCCCGGCCCCGUCAGCCCGCCGCAGCUGCAGGCCAAGCCGCGCGCCAGCAAGGUCACAGAGGGCGGCGACGCGACCUUCGUGGCGCGCCUGGUCGGCAACCCGGCGCCCAAGAUCACCUGGUUCAAGAACGGCGCGCGCGUGCGGCCGAGCCCGCGCGCCGCCAUCUCGCAGCAGGACUCGGUGGUGACGCUGGCGCUGAAGGACGUGAAGCCGCAGGAUACGGGUCAUUACACCAUGCUGGCUGAGAACACGGCCGGCUGCGUCGUCAGCUCCGCCUACCUGGCCGUGGAGCCCGCCACGCCCUCUGCCACUACCCAGCAGCAGCAGAUGCUGCAGCGUGCGGACCGGUCAGUCAGGGUGUGGGGGAUGCCGCAGGCCCCGCGCCCGCGGCUGGGGAGCCUGGCGUAG